Messenger RNA from Nicotiana tabacum (common tobacco), 2127 nucleotides. Its product is annotated as F-box protein At2g26850. The record is from RefSeq and is a predicted model, not a curated record. Gene Ontology annotation, molecular function: protein binding. NCBI's taxonomy places the organism in Eukaryota, Viridiplantae, Streptophyta, Magnoliopsida, Solanales, Solanaceae.
UCCUGACAAAAUCUUGGAUGAAAUUGAUGAUCCACUUUGUAUUCAUCCUCAUCUUCAACUAUCUUCCAAAUUUUUUAAGACUGUUUUUUACUUUUCUUGGUUUGUGAACAAAUGGUCUUGUUAUAUAUUAUAUGACAUAGAUAGAAAACCGUUUGUUGUUUGUCUUUCAUUGUCACUUGAGGAACCAUCAAGAUUGGUAUUACCAAAGUUGAUAAAACUUGAGUCUUUGAGGGGAGUUUCUUGCUACAAUUUUAUUCUUGUUUAAUAACCAAAGUAUACAAAUCUUGGCUUGCAUUUGACCCCACAAGAUGUGUCAUAGUACAAUUUUUUGUUUCCUCAUAUCUCUGGCGGGCAAUUCACUGUAGCUGGAUACCAAAACAGUUAAGAAGCAACCUCUUUAAUGUUGGUUUUUCCUUCAGUGAAUUGUGUGGUUUUGUGAGUCACAACAAUUAAAGCUUGCCUGCUGUGUAUCUACCUAUGCCCACUUUCUUUAAUUGUACUUUUUGCCACAACCCCAUUUGAAAACUCCGCCAAAAUUUGCACAAUCUAAGCACUUUGCUUUUUACCCUUUUUACUAUAUAGUGGUAUAAAACUAGUGUGUCUCUCUAGCAUUGCAGCAGUUCUUGAAUUUUCUUGGCUCAGCAAAUUUUUUUUUUUUUUUUGAGUGCAAUGCUAUUUUUGUUGAUUUCUUGUUUUCCUUUCAUCCUACUAUUUUCUAAGUCAUUUCUUAAGCCACUUCCUACUUGGAAGAAUACAAUGGGAGCUUUCUCAAAUCUCUGGUUUUGUGAAGAGUUUUUAAAGUUUUUGGAUUCAUGGUUCAGAAAAGGUAGGAAUGCUAUUAGUUACUUGAAUUUGCCUCUAAUGAAAAAACCUGUUAAGUCAAAACUAGAGAAUGUUGUGGAGAAGGAAGAGGAGAUUUCUUUACUGGAAUUGCCUGAUUUGACUUUGGAAUGUAUCUUCGAGAGGCUUCCACCAAAUGGUCUUUGUAGUAUGGCUGCAGUUUGCAGUUCUUUGAGAGAAAAAUGCAAAAGUGAUCAUUUGUGGGAGAAACAUAUGAAGGAAAAAUGGGGUGCAUUGAUAGGAUCUGCUGCUUAUAGAGAAUGGCAAUGCUACAUUGCCUCAAGAAAUAAUGUUUUCCUCUUGGAAAAUUCAAGAAAAAAGAAAGAUUUACUUGGGAAAUUUUCAGAAAUUAGGCAACUUUUAUGGAACAGAUCAAAAGGAAAUGAAGAUAACAGCAAGGUUAGAAGUUCUUCAGCAAUGAGCUCAAUUAUGGAUUGGUAUCUCUCCCUUGAGUCUGGCAAGUUUUGGUUCUCAGCUCAGGUUUUUAACCGCGAGGUGCAGAAUGGCCAUGUUGGUUUUAUGCUAUCUUGUUAUGAUGCUGAGGUUAGCUAUGAUUGCAGCACAAAUACUUUCAGAGCAAGGUAUCCGACACAGGGGAGGCGAAUAGUAGAGGAAAACAUAGAAUGGAAUAGGCUAAGAGCACCAACUGUUGAUACUCCUCCUUAUGUUCUUCAUAUAUCAGAUUGCUUAAAUGAUCUGAAACCUGAUGAUCACUUUGAGAUUCAGUGGAGAAAAAGCAAAGAGUUCCCAUAUGGUUGGUGGUAUGGAGUUGUUGGACACUUGGAGUCCUGUAAUGGCAACGAAUUGAAUUGCCAUUGCCAUUCCAGUGACACAGUGCUACUGGAGUUCAAACAGUACACCCCCGGCUCGAGAUGGAGGCAAAUAGUGAUAAACAGAAAGGAACACAGAGAAGUGGGCAAUGAAGCAGAUGGUUUUUAUGGAGGAAUCAGAAAGCUUUAUAGUGACAAAGAGAUUUCAUUGUGGAAGAGCCUCUGGCCUAGCAGCACUUUGGAAUAGCACACAAAGAGUUGAGAGCUCUCCAUUUUUUCCCUUUUUCUUUUCUGUGAAGAGGCUCCCUUUCAGCUAUUCUGAUUUUUAAUAGAAUGCAGCUUAUAAAGAGAGCAUAAUUGAGGUUUUGAAUUUAUGCUCACCUCUGGCCUCUGUGUAGAGGCUAGAGGUUUUCCAAAUAUAUAUAUAGAAUGAAGAGAUCUUGUAAGAACAUGUAUUUUUGUGCAUAAUGAAAAAUUUAGUUGGUAAUAAGAAAGAUGAAAUAAAGCUUCUUCCUUC